GCAUCUUCAACCUAACAUCAUAACAAGAACAUGGCGAUCAAGCUGAGAUCCAUAGUGCAGUGCGUUGUGACAGUGGCUAUAUUUCUGGUGAUAGGGUUACUGGGUGGAGGAGCCGAAGGGGUUGUGUUAUGCAACACGGACACGACGAAGCUGAGCUUGUGUCGUCCGGCGGUCACCGGCCAGCACCCGCCACCGCCGACAGAGGCCUGCUGCGCCGUUGCCCGGCACGCAGAUGCGGCAUGUCUCUGCAAGUACAAGUCGGUGCUUCCUGCACUUGGGAUUGAUCCCCAGAAGGCGAUCGCUUUGUCCGCAAAGUGUGGUCUCACCACUCCUCCACAAUGCAAAGGGAAAUGAAGGUGUUUUAGCUCAUAUUCAUUAUAAGCACUAUCUUAAAUCAACCUGCCCUUGAGUUUUUCAUCACCAUUAGAAAAAGUUUACUAGGGAUUGAAUAAUUUGCCCUUCUCUGAAAUAAAUAAAUUUCCGUUAAUCAUUUGUAAGCAAGACGUCAUGUAAAGUGUCUCUUGUGUUUGUGAAAUUUAUAUUGCUACUUGAUGUACUACUAUAGAAGGCCUUGAUCUACACAUGUUGAUGGCCAUAUAAAUAAAAUGAUAUCAAAAUAAUUA
Messenger RNA from Prosopis cineraria, 623 nucleotides. RefSeq names its product putative lipid-transfer protein DIR1. Gene Ontology annotation, molecular function: fatty acid binding. Gene Ontology annotation, biological process: systemic acquired resistance. The coding region runs from base 31 to 354 and encodes 107 amino acids. NCBI's taxonomy places the organism in Eukaryota, Viridiplantae, Streptophyta, Magnoliopsida, Fabales, Fabaceae. The transcript has 2 exons. The record is from RefSeq and is a predicted model, not a curated record.